Aplysia californica (California sea hare) is the source of this 3156-nucleotide messenger RNA. RefSeq lists its product as uncharacterized. Gene Ontology annotation, cellular component: membrane. The record is from RefSeq and is a predicted model, not a curated record. The transcript has 12 exons. Gene Ontology annotation, biological process: potassium ion transmembrane transport; stabilization of membrane potential. The coding region runs from base 19 to 2481 and encodes 820 amino acids. Lineage: Eukaryota; Metazoa; Mollusca; Gastropoda; Aplysiida; Aplysiidae. Gene Ontology annotation, molecular function: potassium ion leak channel activity.
AGCCGCAUCUGACACAGAAUGGGUACAUCCGUUUGGGAAGAGAAGGGUGAAGGCUCCCGAUCCUCCAACUUUUGCAAGGCAAUCCUAUACAUUGCCGUGAGCAUAGCCAAGAUAUUGUUUCAGUUCUACUCCUUCUUCCACGUGACCACUCUGGUGGGAGUACUCAUUUUGCUCAGUGGAUUCGGAGGACUCAUCUUUCGACUGAUUGAGUCCCCUCCAGAGGAUAUUGUUAUACAACAAAUCAUACACAGAAGAAACCAGAUUCUGAACCAAAUACUCUCAACACCCCUUGGUCCAGACAAGCCCCAGGCUAUUGAGAUCAUGCUGCAGAACUACGAGAGACACUUCAUCAGCGCCAUCAGCAACGGCACUGUUAUCGUCAAUGGCCACAGUGAGCAAAUGUGGACGUUCACAGGGUCGGUAUACUUCUGUAUUACGACCUUCACGCUUCUCGGUUACGGCAACCUGGCACCCAAAACUAACUUGGGCCGCAUUAUCACGAUCAUCUAUGCCGGGAUCAGUGUCCCUCUGUCCUCCGUCGUCCUGGAAGAGCUGGGCGGCAAAGUCCUCUCCGUCUUGCUCUAUAUAUGGAGAAGUUCCAUACAGAUCUGUCUCACAUCGAAGAACAUCAUCAGAGGUAACAAGGGGAACAGCUCAAAGAACAACCCCAACAAACCAGCGCUCUUCUGUUUUCCCCGCACUCGCAGAGAUCGUCUGUUUAUUUGUGAGAGUAAGCAGCAAACGAUGAAAACGUCCACAAAUUUUCACCAGACCGGUGAAGGUGGAUGUUCAUUAGCAGACCACAACGAUGCUGGUCGGUUUCUGGAACAUUGUGGUGGGAUUUCUCGACACACCACAGAGCAGGGUGGAUGUGUCUCCGUUCUUCGUAACUCUUUUUCGUUUGACCGUGUCAAACAGGGUCAAUGUGAGGUCAUGUUUCAGUCUGCUGAGGCUACCAGACAUCGCGGUUCUCCAAUGUUGAAAGAUGCGGUGCAGUUGAAGGAAGCAAGGGAGAAACGAGAGGGAAGAAACUGUGUCCCUGUCAUCAACGGACAUCACAAUUCAGAGAGCUAUGGUUGCGAAUCAAGUGUUUGCUUACAGAGUUACACUGGGGCAGGACCUGAGUUCGCCAUUCAUAAGCACUUAACAACGAAUUUCGAAAAGUACUUGGAAGCUUCCAUAAAACCAGGCAGUCAAGAAUAUCAAAAAGAAAUAAAAGAUUGUACAAGUGAUGAUCUGUACCCAACCAGCAAAUCAGCUUCCAUCUCUCUCAUCUCGAAAUUCCGAGGUGACCCUAGAAGCGGAUACCCUAUUUACGAAACAAAUACUAGCAACGUCAAUAGAAUGCGACUGAGAAAAACGGACUUUGGCGAAAAAUGUAUUAGGAAUUUCAGAAAACAGACUAACAUCACUGGAAGUCCCCAUCGCAGUUGUAGAACGGGAAUUUCCAAUUUCGUCUUUGGUUGUUUCACGGCAAGUCCCCUGCGUUACUUCGUGAUUGGGAAUGCCCUUUGGAGAGGCCUGAGUAAAAUAAACGGAAAGAAACAAAGGAGAAGACAGAAAAGAGAAUCAACAUUAUGCGUUUACAACAAAAACAACUGCGCAGUGGACUUCGAAGACAUGGAAGAAGAGGAAGAUUCAGAACUAGGAGACGAGGAAGAGGAGGAUGGCGACGACAUCCCUGCUUUGUUGAACUUUAUAAUUCUGUUCCUGUACAUAACAGCGGGUUGUGUAGUGGUGACCAGGUUUGUCCCCUCCAUGGGAUAUCUUGACAGCUUUUGGUUCAUUUUCAUUUCCUUGGCGACCAUCGGCUACGGGGACGUUGUACCACCUAAUCAAAAGCUGUUUGUUUGCUUCAUCCCCUACUUCUUUGUUGGGCUAUGCCUCACGUCAAACGUCAUCAACAGCCUUAUUAGUUAUUUCAACGAGGUUGUGGAAAACUUCAAAGACAUUGCGCAUGCAGUACAAGACAUCUUUGAGGUCAAGAGGAAGAUCCACAAAAUCCGCAAGAAACAGGUAAAAGCCAAGAAGAACUGGCAGAUUUUGAGAAACCAUGUUAUGGACGGGACCAUUCCGGACUCUCUGAUUGAAGAGUCAAGGAGGUACCAAGCGGGAAUUAUGGCCAAAGAAAAAGAGUUCGUGCGUCGUGCCUACAGGCUCUACUUCUACGAGGUGUUUAAGGAAAGAUCUAGGAUUGAGAUCAGCAGAAAAAUGAGACAAUUUCAGAGUAUUACAAAUGCUGAGGAACCUCAAGAUUUGUUCACUACCCCUAGCGUGAUGCGUAUUUUUAAAGGACCAGGUGAGAAGAGUGAGAUACGGCUGGAAGUCAGGCGGCUCAACAGGUGGCAGCGAGUCAAGGGCUUCUUCAAACGCGGGUACCACCAUGCACGUCACACUGUGUCCAAGAAAAUGAAAGCCAGAGAGAACGAAAAGAAAAGCAAUCGACGAGAGCCUAGGAAGGGCGGGUUCCACUUUGGUUAAGGCCAAGGUGUAAGGUCCUUGGUUGAGACUCGAAGACGUCUUUGUGUCACGAGCUGAGACCGUACGUUCUUUGCCACGCUAUAACUAAAAGAUGAAGGUUUUCGUUAUAAUAGAUAUAAUUAUGAUAGAUAACAUAUUUUGCAUAGCUCUAAUUCCCGCUCAACAGCAAGCUCUAUGCGCUUAACGACCUGUAUUAUUACCCAAGCAGACCUGAUAGUUUUCUGACACAAAUAUCAAAUUUCUGCGAAGCAUACACUGCAAGCUGCGAUUUUAAGGGCUCUAAAACUCAUCAGAUUCUUGCUUCUGUGUCGUGAGAGCUGAAUAUUAAAAAGAUGUUGGUUGAAACUGAAUAUUCAAAUGCUGUGGCAGGUUUAGACACUUCUGAGUUUGAGCGAUUAAAAGCACAUGCAACGUAUAUUUCCUCUGAAUAAUUAAGGACACUUUUCUGAGUACAUUUUUUGUUUAUGCCACGUUAGCCUGUCUAAACCAUUUGACUUUUUGCAUGAUUCCAGCUGGCUUAUUUUGGCUUGUUUUGUGAAAAUUAAUAGAAUAUUUUCACUUUUCUCUGACAUUUUGUCUGCUUUUUUCCCGAUAACUAAACAGGGGGAUUUUUUCGGGGGGUGGAGGAUAUGUCUGGGCAAGUAUGUUUUUCUACCCAUUUAUUCGUUUCUAUCA